CUCUCUCUCUUCCUCAUUUGUUUUCUUCUUCAUUAAGAUCGGAAGUUUCCGAGUUUUCGCAAAUCCAAUCGUUGUCGCGGUCUCUCUCUCCCCAGAGCAGUGAGUCGCAAUGCCGAGUGGAUGCGCGAUCCUCUGCGAAAUCCUCAUCGCCAUCUUGCUUCCUCCUCUGGGCGUCUGCUUCAGGCAUGGUUGCUGCAGUGUUGAGUUCUGGAUCUGCGUGUUGCUGACGAUCCUUGGUUACAUCCCAGGAAUCAUAUACGCUCUCUAUGCGAUCGUGUUUGUCAACCGCGAUGAGUUCUUCGAUGAGUACCGGCGUCCGCUUUAUGCCGCCGCCUAGCCUUUCUCCAUAUUUGCCAUCUUCAGCCUUUGUAUGCUGUAAUUUGAUGGUUUAAACUCAGUACUGUGCCCGUUUCACUGUAUACUUGGCUAAGAAUUCCGUUGUGAUGAAUUGAUGUGACUAUUGAUCUGGUAUUACUUGUUCCA
Molecule: messenger RNA, 483 nt
Organism: Rhodamnia argentea
Lineage: Eukaryota; Viridiplantae; Streptophyta; Magnoliopsida; Myrtales; Myrtaceae
Product: UPF0057 membrane protein At4g30660
Exons: 2
Coding region: 110-337 (75 amino acids)
Cellular component (GO): membrane
Source: RefSeq, a predicted model, not a curated record